CGUCACUCCCCCAUCCGUCGGAAGUACGUUCCCGUCCUGCGUCUCCCUACAGUCUCAACUCGCCUGCAAGCCUGCACUGUCGGCCUCUUUUUCACGCCUUUGCUCGGCUUGUCAAGCAGAAGUAUGGGCUCAGUGGAUCGGAAACUGGCCUUGGAUUAUUCUGCCGUUCCAACCGACCAGAAUGAUGCGGGAUUCUGUUCUCCUUCUUCAUAAAAGCAAACCUCGGGAAUGAGCACUUCUGCUCCCUCGCUCGUGUUUUAUUCGCCAGGGCUGAGCGUAUAUGGGGCAGUAGCGAGUCUAACAGCUUUAACAGCCUUCUUUUGUAGACAAAAGAAGGCUGCGAAGUAAUAUUCACAAAUAAAAGAGGUCGUGGUCUCCAAUCUAUGGAGAAAGUGGGCAAGAUGUGGGGUAACCUCAGGAGUAGAUGCCAAGCCCUCUUCCACAAGGAUGGCACAGAGUCCAAUCUGUGUAGCCAGGACUUAGAUUGUGUCCACUGUGUGGUGGACAUGGGCAGAGGAGCACAUGCAGAACCCUAUGAAACUAGGUCUUCCACACCCUCACGGACCUUGUCACCACUCCCACUGGUUGCUGGAGGACGCAGAGGCCAUAACUGUGUGGCAGAUAUUCCCCAGAUAGUAGAAAUCUCCAUUGACAAAGAGAGUGAAGAUGCACGGAGGGGCCCCCUUGUGCGUAGGGACUCCUACUCACGUCAUGCUCCCUGGGGAGGUAAAAAGAAACAUUCUUGCUCAACUAAAACGCAAAGUUCACUUGAGGCUGACAGGCGAACGGGACGCUCAAGAGGAAGUACAGCCAGGAGGGAGCGUCGUUAUGGAGUUAGCUCCAUCCAAGAGAUUAAUGAUUCUGUAGGAGCUGGCAGCAGUGGGCGCAGCCUUAGCACCCGUUCUCUGCGGCAGCGACUUCGAGACAGUGUAGGCUUGUGCCUUCCUCUCACCACGCACCACCACUCUCAGCCAGCCAAAGGUCAGGUGUCCUCCAAACGUAAGAUCCACCUGACGGAACUGAUGCUUGAAACAUGCCCUUUCCCGCCCGGUUCGGAUCUGGCCAACAAGUGGCACUUAAUUAAACAACAUACGGCGCCAGUCAGCCCUCAUUCCUCAACUGCUCUUUUGGAUGCAUUUGAUUCAGCACAUUCUUCCCCUGAGGAUGAGGAGGAGAGGCUGCGUGAACGACGUAGACUUAGCAUAGAGGAAGGAGUGGAUCCCCCUCCAAAUGCGCAGAUCCAUACGCUGGAGGCAACUUCACAGAGCUCUUCCCUCUAUAAACUGGGACCAAAGAUGGCUCCUGGUGUUGGGGAAGGACUUGUGGAGAGCAGGAGCAUGGGAACAGUCUCCUCUAUUUCUGGGGGGUUAUCUGGGAUUGCUGCACAGGUUGCAGCGAGUAUGGCAGUGCCAUCCCACGCUGUUGACUGUGACUCUGAGGAGGACUCAACUACCCUUUGCUUACAAACACGAAGGCCCAAGCAGAGGCAUGCCUCUGGAGACACUCACUGCUCCAGACAGCCAGGGCCUUGGAAGGUCCACACACAGAUUGACUAUAUCCAUUGUUUGGUGCCUGACCUACAGGCUAUAACUGCACUUCCUUGCUAUUGGGGGGUGAUGGACCGGUACCAAGCAGAAGCACUGCUGGACGGACGGCCAGAAGGCACCUUUCUGCUACGUGACUCUGCACAGGAGGACUACUUGUUCUCUGUUAGUUUUCGACGCUACAAUCGGUCGCUGCAUGCACGCAUUGAACAAUGGAAUCACAACUUUAGCUUUGAUGCGCAUGACCCCUGUGUCUUCCACUCUUCCACAGUAACAGGCCUGCUGGAGCACUAUAAAGACCCCAGUGCCUGUAUGUUCUUUGAGCCCCUGCUCACUGCUCCCUUACACCGGACUUUCCCUUUCAGCCUUCAGCACCUGGCGCGAGCCGCCAUCUGCAGACGCACCACCUACGAUGGCAUUGGUGCCUUGCCACUGCCUCCAACCAUGCAGGACUUCCUCAAGGAGUAUCACUACAAACAGAAAGUCCGUGUGCGCUGGCUAGAGAGAGAGCCGCCACUCAAGGUCAAAUGAGGUCUGGCUCUGUGCCGAGAGAGGCAGGAGUGUGGGCAAGAGCUUUGCUGCCAGAGGAGUGUGUGUCUCAUAUUAUCAAUCAUACAGCUGGCUUUAGAUGUAAGGCAAAAGAGGAUGUUUUGAACUUCCAGCAGUUUUUUCCUGCUAAUAC
Molecule: messenger RNA, 2226 nt
Organism: Megalobrama amblycephala (Wuchang bream)
Lineage: Eukaryota; Metazoa; Chordata; Actinopteri; Cypriniformes; Xenocyprididae
Gene: socs5b
Product: suppressor of cytokine signaling 5b
Exons: 2
Coding region: 384-2075 (563 amino acids)
Biological process (GO): intracellular signal transduction; cell surface receptor signaling pathway via JAK-STAT; phosphatidylinositol phosphate biosynthetic process
Cellular component (GO): phosphatidylinositol 3-kinase complex
Molecular function (GO): 1-phosphatidylinositol-3-kinase regulator activity
Source: RefSeq, a predicted model, not a curated record